AUGAAGAAAAGUGACGGCCCAUCUCCUCCCCUACAUGUGCUCUCUCCUCCACAGUUCACGGUGUGCCUGCGGUGCAAGGGGCAGACGAUUUACCAGCAGGUCUUGUCCGUGGAGAGACCCAGCAGGCUGCAGGGCUGGAACUGGGGCUACUGCGGCCACUACGCCUUUUACCAUGCGCUGUACCCCCGUGCCUGGCUGGUGUACGAGCUGCCGGGGCAGAAGGUGGUGUUGACUUGCCGGCAGCUCUCUCCGGUCAUCCCCCAUGACUAUCAGGUGAGGCGGGGCCGGCUUUCCCAGCAUUUCCCGGUGUCUGCGCUCAGCCGCGCUCCCAGGCGGGGGAAGCGGCGCAGCCGUGCGUGCGGGAGCUCGGCAUUGCAGCAAGGGAUGGCUCGGCGCUGCCACACUGCCCGUGCUGGCUGCCAGCCCCAGGCGAGGGUGGCAGCUGUGCUGCUGACACGUCUGACCUUCCUCUUACCCCGGCGCAGCACGGACAGGAGCGGUGGGCACUGGAACGAGCCCUUCACCUUCCAGAAGGAUGGCGAGCGGGUGGCUGGAGUCCUGCUGCACCACUGCCCAGCUGUGAACUCCUUCACUCUGGCCAUUUCUGCCCGGGAGAAGGCUGGCACGGGAGUCACCCAUGUCACGGCAUUCAAUCCCAUGGGAUUGGGCAGAGAGGUGUGGCAGGACCUCCUGCAGGAUGGCAGGCUGGAUUCACCCACCGGUGAGUCCCUCCAUCCUGCGUGGGAUGGGAGUGGGGGGAGCAGGGGAAAUGGGUGGCCGUGCUGGUUCUGGGCACCCAAUUCUGCCCUAACACACUAUGAGUCAGGGGACAGGAAGAUCGAAGCGUGGCAGAAUCCCAUCCUGGAGAACAGCCAGCUGCCUUCCUGGUACAAGUCAGCCCUCUUCAAUGAGCUCUACUUCAUGACGGAUGGCGGCACCAUCUGGAUGGAGGUGUCCCCUGACUGCUGUGCCGAGGACCUGCAGGGGCCGGCGGGGGCGGGACUGUCUCACCUCCUCCCUGUCCUGCGGGAAUACGGAAGGUUUGCUUAUUUGGAAGGCCAGGAGUACCGCAUGUACAACACCUACGAUGUCCAUUUCUACGCCUCCUUCGCUCUCAUCAUGCUGUGGCCCAAGCUGCAGAUCAGCCUGCAGUACGACAUUGCUGUCACUGUGGUGAAUGAGGAUGUCCAGCCCCGACAGUACCUGAUGUGUGGUCAGACAGCCCAGGUGAAGAUGAAGAAUGUGGUGCCACAUGACAUUGGAGACCCAGGUGAUGAGCCAUGGCAGCGUGUCAAUGCCUACCUGAUGCACGACACUGCUGACUGGAAGGACCUCAACCUGAAGUUUGUGCUGCAGGUGUACCGUGACUACUACCUGACACAUGACUCCCUGUACCUGCAGGACAUGUGGCCAGUGUGCCAGGCUGUGAUGGAGUCAGAGCUGAAGUUUGACACGGAUAACGAUGGGCUCAUUGAAAACGGUGGCUUUGCUGACCAGACAUACGACGCGUGGGUGGUGCAUGGAGCCAGUGCCUACUGCGGUGGACUGUGGCUGGCUGCUGUCUGCAUGAUGUGCAAGAUGGCAGAAGUGCUCGGGGAUACUGAGAUCCAGCAGAAAUACCUGGACAUCCUGAACAAGGGCAAGGAGGCCUUUGAGAGGAUGCUCUGGAAUGGAAAAUACUACAACUAUGAUAGCAGUGGAAGUGACACGUCCAGCAGCAUCAUGUCAGACCAGUGUGCUGGGCAGUGGUUUCUUGGAGUUUGUGGUCUGGACCAUGAGGUUUUCCCCAAGAGUCACGUUCUCAGCGCUCUCAAGACCAUCUUUGAGAAGAACGUGCUGAGCUUUGCGGGUGGCACCAUGGGGGCAGUGAACGGCAUGAGACCCGACGGCGUGCCCGACACCUCCAGCGUGCAGUCCAGCGAGGUGUGGGUCGGCGUGGUCUACUCCCUGGCCGCCACCAUGAUCCAGGAGGGCAUGGUGGAGGAAGGCUUCCGUACGGCGGAGGGCUGCUACAGGACGGUUUGGGAACGGCUGGGCAUGGCUUUCCAGACACCCGAGGCCUAUCGGGAGAAGAAGGUGUACCGCUCGCUGGCCUACAUGCGGCCCCUCAGCAUCUGGAGCAUGCAGCUGGCCCUGGAGCGCCGGGCUGGCCAGGCACCAGCACCCGCACAGCUCCUCCAGGGCCCCACGCACCCCUGAGCCUCGGCACUGGGCAGGGCACUGGGUGCACCAGGGGCUGGGGGGGCUGCAGAUGGCAGGCAGGGACCCUCCCCUCCCGCUCUGUGCUAGUACUCACAUUGCUGUUUUCCUUCCCUACCUCCACUACGUGCCCUUGACCUCAGGGGGCUUCCAGCCACUGAUGCUGAGCACAAAGGGGGACCAGAGGUGUGGGGGAUGUCUCCUCAGAGCGUGGUGGGUUGAGGAGUUGCUGCUGGAGCCUGUGCCUCCCCUUCCCCAUCGCUCAGGGCUCUGAUAGCCUGCAGGUUCCCCAGCCAGCCCAAACUGCAGCUGGUGCCUUGUCCAGGGGCACAGGAGACCUCUCUCCUGCAGUCAUUGGGCUGGGUGAGGUGGGGACCUGUCCUGCAGGGAAAAAAAGGCUGUGGGUGAAUGUGUGUGUGAGGACAUUGGAGUGGUGCACUCAGGCACGUGGAUGCUGUAGUUGUCCUGGGGUGACACUGCACGUACUGACUGGCUCUGCCCCAGGGGGGCCUGUGGCAGAUACAAUCCCCAGGGGAGACCCGGCUCCCUGGACAGUGACAAUCUGAGCCCAAGAAGCAGGUCCUGGUCUGGUACCAUGGCCCCCUCCCUGCUGGCGCCGGGGGCAGGCAGUGGAGCACAUUUAAGGGGAUAAAUCACUUCAGUUCUUAAUAAAGCUGUCCAGCUGUCUA
This is a messenger RNA of Cyanistes caeruleus (blue tit), 2888 nucleotides long. The record is from RefSeq and is a predicted model, not a curated record. NCBI's taxonomy places the organism in Eukaryota, Metazoa, Chordata, Aves, Passeriformes, Paridae.